This is a messenger RNA of Pimephales promelas (fathead minnow), 1399 nucleotides long. RefSeq names its product src kinase associated phosphoprotein 2 (gene skap2). Gene Ontology annotation, cellular component: cytoplasm; plasma membrane. Gene Ontology annotation, molecular function: protein binding. The record is from RefSeq and is a predicted model, not a curated record. NCBI's taxonomy places the organism in Eukaryota, Metazoa, Chordata, Actinopteri, Cypriniformes, Leuciscidae.
CUUCCGUAUCUCACAGUCCACUUAACUUCCGUGUUUCUAAGGCUAUCUCUCUUAGGCUACUGGGUCAAGCGGUUUAACACAAUGAGGUCCAUCCCUGAAGACUUAACAACACUCAUUUCAGAUCUGGAAAACUUUUUGACGGAUGUCCUAAAGGCGGAGAAUCUGAGCAAGAAAGCAAAAGAGAGAAAGGAUGCCUUUAUCAAGCGCAUUAAAGAUGUGAAAACGAGCUACUCACAAGAUUUUAAGGAAAAACGAGACGAAGAGUUCCCAGAGCCUGACGAAGCGGACACCAACGACGGAGGAUCGCUUCACUCAGAGCAGACUGACAGGGAUGAUGAAAACGCUUAUGAUGGUGUUCAACAGUGUCCUCCGGUGCCAGCUCAAGAACUUCAAUCUGUUUUAAAGAGUGGCUACCUGGAGAAGCGCCGAAAAGAUCACAGCUUCUUUGGCAAUGAGUGGCAGAAGAGAUGGUGCGCCUUAAGUAACAACAUAUUCUACUACUAUGGCAGUGAAAAAGAUAAACAGCAGAAGGGAGGGUUUAAUAUUGUCGGAUACACUGUCAGACUGAACAACACCCUGCGGAAAGAUGCAAAGCGAGAUUGCUGCUUUGAGAUCUCAGCUCCAGACAAGCGUGUGUAUCAGUUCUGUGCUGCGUCUGAGAAAGAAGCUAAAGAGUGGGUGGAGCACAUUGACUUUUUGAUUAAAGACAUGGGUGGAAUCAUUCCGGAAGAUGAAGAAGAGUAUGAUGACUGCUUAUCUGUAUCCCAAACCCAAUCAACCAUGCCUGAAAUUAUCGAUGAUGACAUCUAUGAAGAACUUCCUGAGGAAGAUGAACCCCAGCCUGCUAAAAAAGCAGUGGCCCUACCCCUGGCCAACAAACCUCUACCACCUUCCACCCCUAUGACAGCCCCUGCAGCAGUGAACAAGAGCACAGACUAUGAAAACUUCUUCCAGGGCUUGUGGGAUUGUGCUGGCGAACACCCCGAUGAGCUGUCCUUCAAAAGAGGAGACACAGUCUACAUCCUCAGCAAGGAGUACGACAUCUUCGGUUGGUGGGUGGGGGAGAUAAAAGGGGUCAUCGGAAUCGUGCCCAAGGAGUAUCUUAUGGAACUGUAUGUGCUGUAAAGGGUCUGAGGAACCUCUGAUGACCUGCCAUUGUAGCUUCAUGUUCCACAAGUUACUAUUUCUAUAUAAUUUUAUAUAGCUGAUAUGUAAAAAACACAAUUUAUAAAGCAGCCUAUGUUCAGUGUAGAAUGUGAUACUUUUCGCUUAUUAUUUAAUUAAUGUUCUCUAGUAUUUAAUAGGGAUGACUGAAUGAAUGUUGUGACUUUUUUGUCUUUCAAAUGCAUUGUUGUAAGCAAAAACGACAUGAAAUAAAGCUCGCACCUUAACGCAAUCA